AUGCAGAGUUCGAAAUCUUUUUUGAUACGUGAUCUCCUGGGCGAUUUGAUCAAUCGACGACAAACGGAUUCGGAACUCGAGCUCUCCAACGAUGAAUCGGAUAUAGACAUCGAGGACCGAUCCACGCCGGACUCGACGGCACAUGGAUGCCAGCAGGAUCUGCUGCUGUCGCACCACCACCGCAGAUUCACCCACCACGACGACUCUAGUGUGGAGUCCUGCCUAUCGGCCACCCGGGGCCCAGGAUCCGGAUCCGGAUCGGGAGGAGGCGGAGGUGGCGGCGGCGGAGUCCCCAGCGGACUGAGUGCAGCAGCGGCGGCGGCGGGCGUGGCCGCUGGUCUCUUGGCAGCGGCAGCAAGUGGUGGGGAUCCCAAUGGAUCCAGUGGGCCAGGAUCGGGCGGCGGAGCUGGCGGCGGCUAUGCGGAGCACAAGCUGCAGCUGAGCAAGAGCGGCCGGAAGCCGAGACGCCGCCGAACCGCCUUUACCCACGCCCAGCUCGCCUACCUGGAGCGCAAGUUCCGCUGCCAGAAAUACCUGAGCGUGGCCGAUCGCAGCGACGUGGCUGAAACGCUCAAUCUGUCGGAGACGCAGGUUAAGACCUGGUACCAGAACCGAAGGACCAAGUGGAAGCGUCAGAACCAACUGCGCCUGGAACAGCUGCGUCAUCAGGCGACCAUGGAAAAGGAUUUUGUGGUGCAAGACGGGGGCGGAGCGGGCGGAUUGGGCUGCUGUCCCAGCGGAUUGAGCAGUUCGUUUAGCGCCGCUGCUGCCGCUGCAGCGGCUGCCAGCAAUCCGUGCAAUUUUCUCACUUCCGCCGCAGCGGCGGCAAUUUUCCGGAACGUUGGCUAUGUCCACGGAUGCCCCAUGUAG
Molecule: messenger RNA, 870 nt
Organism: Drosophila rhopaloa
Lineage: Eukaryota; Metazoa; Arthropoda; Insecta; Diptera; Drosophilidae
Product: homeobox protein B-H1
Exons: 3
Coding region: 1-870 (289 amino acids)
Biological process (GO): regulation of transcription by RNA polymerase II; animal organ development
Cellular component (GO): nucleus
Molecular function (GO): DNA-binding transcription factor activity, RNA polymerase II-specific; RNA polymerase II cis-regulatory region sequence-specific DNA binding
Source: RefSeq, a predicted model, not a curated record